GAGAGGCCUGUUUGUGCAGCUGCAUUGUCAGCUGCUUCGGCCAGCACCCUCCCUUUCAUCCCUGAAUCGUGCCAAGAGUUCAGGUCAGCUCUGGGUGACCCUGGGAGCAGGGCGAGGGUCGGGGAGAUAGGGCCGUGGGGUGAUUGGUGGGGGCUGCUGGGCAGCGGGAGCACAGCCCACGCUGGUUCCGGCUCAAGGGCCCCUGACCCUCGGCACCCAGGAGCUCACACAGAGAGUGGGCGCUCUCCAAAGGCCAGAUGGUAGACGGCCCCGCCCCCCCAAGCAUCCUCUCUCCUUUCCUAUCGCCCUGGGUGUUCCCCUCCUCAGGGAGGCUGCAGGCUGGCCGGGAGGUCACAUGACCCCGGCUGUCUGGUCCAGAGGCCGCCUUUUUUUCCCUCUAAUCAAAUAAACAAAGACUCCAGUGUCUUGCGUGCCCCUCUCCCUCCUGCCUCCCUGUCCCCACGCCCCUGCCAUGAGGUCACAGGCAGACGCUGCCAGGAAGCAGGGUGGCCUCUGCUGGGCCUUGCUGCCCCGCUGGUUUCAGCCAGCUUGGCCCUUUCCUCUUUCCUGUCUCCUCUCUCCCCCUCCCGCUUCUUUCCUCUCUGCCAUUUUGUCCUCCCCCCUUUUCCAGCCAUGUGGGCCUUCUCUGUGUCCAGUCCCGUUAGCUUCUCCUAGUGGGGCCUGCUAGGAAGGGCUUGAGGAGGGACGUGUGCAGCCUUCAGGACACAGGGGUGGGGCAAGAGGAGCAACUUCUUGGUCUCCUGUUUGUCCCCAUUCGGACCACCUUGUGGGAUGCCUGGCUCAUUCAGCAGGAUUUCAGGGUUCCUUAGGGUGAUGCUGGGUCCCAUUUAACUUCGUAUUCCCUCUCCUAGGGGAGCCCCUGGGCCAACACCCUCCCCCCAGCCUGCCUAGGUGGGCUGUCAAUGGGAAAGGGUCACAGCUUGGGUUGAGUCCAGUGGUUGUGUUUUUGUCCCACUGAGGCCCUGAGUAGUAAAGAGACCUGUGCAGGUCUCAUUGCAGGUUGGUGCGACUAGAACGCUGUGAACUUGACUCUCAGGCCAGUGCUCUUUCUCUUGCUGCAUCUGUUGCUGAGUUCAAGUGUAUGCCUCUCAAGCUCUCUGGGAUGCUAAGUCCUGCACCAGGCAGGGACCCCACCAACUCAGGGCCUGUGAGCAGGAGAAGCGUAGCUGGGCUCAUGGGCUGCCCUGGGUCACCUUACUCGCAGCCCUCAUUCAGGGCUGGGUGGGCCCUUUCAGAGCCCAGAUGCAGCGCUGUCCCUUCCUGAGCCCCUACCGGCCCUGACGGCUGGGCUGAGGCAGUUGCCAAGGUGCCCUGGGGUUUUCGACUUAGCUGCCGAUCUGCUGCCAGGAUCAAAUUUACCCUGGUCAUGCAAAUGAGCAUUGGGCUGUGCCUGGCAUGGGGAGGUGGGUGGAACCAGGGCCCUGUGUGAGGAGAAGGCAGAGGCAGCCAGGAGGAAGUUAUAUAACAAGGAUGCUGAGGGGGCCAGGCGGGCUGCAUGUUACAUAACUGGGAGAGCAGCAGGAGGGAAAGCGCUAUCUUAACACCCGGGCAGGGAUGGGCAGCUGGCGACCCGCCUGACAAAGAACUAGGGCUUCCUAGUGUCAGAGUGCGCAGCGGCCCCAAAACAGGAACCUUGGGCCAGUUCAUUCAUUGAUUAGCUAUUCAUUCAGUAACCAUUUCUGAGUACCUACUAUGUGCCAGGCUGUGGCUUUAGUCAUGUUUAAUUCCCUCAGCAUUGCUUUGUGGUAGGCGGUGUCAUCCCUUUUUCCAGAUGAGGAAACUAGGACUGUUUUGUCCAGAAGGAGAUAAAUGGUGAUAAUUCCUAGUACUGAGCACCCGCUCUGUGCCCGCUUCCACGUUUAACACUUUGCUACAUCACUGAUCUUCAUAGCUCCCUGAGGCUCCGAGUCAGCCAGCUGUGAGUGCUGGUCUGUCCAGCUCAGAGGCCCUACUGCUGUGUCCACCAUAGGGGUGGCUCCUGGGUUUGUGUGACCUCACUCCUUCCACUGUUUCCUGUCUGACCAUGGGGCCUGACAGGAAGGGGCCUCUCUGAGCUGCCUUCUGAUGCUAAUGUAGGAGUUCAGAGCUCCUGCCUGAGGUGGGAAGGAACCCGUGGGGUGGCGUGGGAUGAGGUUGGGUGUGAGGUCAAGUCAUGGGGUUACUUUAGGCCACCUUGGCCAAGUCCCAUCCCAUCUGAUGAGCCUCUUUUUUCUUAUCUAUAUGAUGAGGGGGCUGGAAUUGACCCCCUAAUGCCCUUUCUCUCUUGCAGCCUGUGAUUCAAGGCCAGAAAGGAGACCCUGGGACUUUUUCACUUGUCCAGGACUGGUUGUGGGGCCCACUGGGCAGCUGCAGGCGGCCCUGGUUCCAGUGGGCCUUCACCAAUGGACACCCCUCAUGCCUGUCACCUCUGUCAUUGUACUCAGUCUGAUGGAAGUAGACUGAGACUACUCCUACUUUACAGAGAAAACUCAGAGGUCAGCGACAUCAAGUUCCAGGCAUCCAAUGGGGAGGAGAAGGAAUCCUGGAUCAAAGCCCUCAAUGAAGGGAUCAACCGAGGCAAGAACAAGGCUUUCGACGAGGUAAAGGUGGACAAGAGCUGUGCCCUGGAGCAUGUGACACGGGACCGCGUACGUGGGGGUCAGCGGCGCCGGCCCCCUACAAGAGUCCACCUGAAGGAGGUAGCCAGUGCAGCAUCCGAUGGGCUUUCGCGCCUGGACCUUGAUGUUCCUGACAGCGGGCUGCCAGUGUUUGCCCCCAGCAAUGAUGUCAGGGCAGCCCAGCCCCGGGAGACACCCCGGCCCCCCAUGCCUCCUACCAAGCCUUCUGCAGCACCUGAGACGACCAGUCUUGGUGACGGAGUGGAGACCCCUGUAGGGGAGAGAGCCUCAACCCCCGUCCCAGCAAGCUCUGAGGCCCACCCUGAAAGCCGAGAAGACUCAGAGACUCCAGUGGGGGAGGACAGGGGCUCUGAGCAGCCCCCCAGCAGGGUCCUGCCUGACAAACUGAAGGUGAGCUGGGAGAGCCCCAGCCCUGAGGAGCCCCCUGACCCUGAGAGUACAGAACCGCCCCAGGUGCCCGAUUCUGGGACUUCCAAGGCCGUGCCUAGGGAGGGUGGGAAGCCCGCUCCACCCCCGACACCCCCAGCCAAGAUCUUAUCGGAGAAACUGAGAGCCUCCAUGAGUGGCGUGCAGGCUUCUGGGCCAGCCCAGAGUCCGGGGGCCUCUGAGACCUCUGCCCAAGGCCCAGCACAGGUCUCGGUGAAUGGUGUGGAUGACAGCCCUGAGCCCAUCAAGCCAUCCCGGGAUGCAGGCACCCCAGGAACUUGCCCAAAGGAUGCAACAACGUCCACAGCACUGCCCCACUGGGACCCGCAGCCUCAGUUCCAUCCCCGCUGCUCCUCCCUGGGGGACCUGCUUGGGGAAGGCCCCCGACGUCCACGGAAGCCAGGGGAACAGCUGUAUCGGGCCCAGCUGGAGGUGAAAGUGGCCUCGGAACAGACGGAGAAACUGUUGAACAAGGUGCUGGGCAGUGAGCCGGCCGCUGGGAAUGCCGAGGCGCUGCUCAGCCAGGCUGUGGAGCAGCUGAGGCAGGCCACCCAGGUCCUGCAGGAGAUCAGAGAUCUGGGAGAGCUGAGCCAGGAAGCACCUGGGCUCCGGGAGAAGCGGAAGGAGCUGGUGACCCUCUACCGGAGAAGCGCACCCUAGGGCCUGCCAGCCCAGAGCAUGGUCCCUCCCGGCCGACUCAGUCCACUGGAGCCCAGCCCUGCCGAGAAAUGUGCUUCUUUCCAGGCUGUAGAAGGGCCAUCAGGCAUGUCAGGGUUUGGCCAGGACCUGCAGAGACUCCUGGGAUCCUUCUCGCCCUGCCCUGGCCAGAGGUGCCAAGUGCCACCCAGGGCUGCUCUCUGGCCGGGCCUCCAGCUCUGGGCUUGGGCUGGGAGCACGCAUGCGGUACCUCUGUGCUGGCGUGGUUGUUCCGAACAGCCCCAGGGCCCUGGCACAGCGCUCGGGUUUUUGAGGGCGGUGUCAUCUCUGCUUCGCGCCCUCAAUAGUUUACAUUCCUGACUUCUGAAUAGAGCACAGCUGAGCCCCCCUGCCGCCUCCAUGUCCAGAUGUUCCCAGGCAGAGGCAGCUUCAAGCCAUAAGCAACCCUCCCCACCCCCCCAUUCCUAGUAGCUGCAGGGGCCUUGGGUCUAGACUAGAGGUUUGUCCUUCAGCUGAGUGAGACCUGGAACCCAGCUAGGGCCUCUGAAAGCAGGUGGGAGGCAUCUGUGUGAGAAAGCCACUAGCUGUGGGCCCCCUCCCUGGGCCUGUUUCCUAUUCUGCAGGCCUUCCCCUCUGGUGAGCCGUGAUUGGGGGACUCCAGGGUGGAGGAGGAACUCAAAGGGUCUCGUAGUCUAGUCCCUGCCCCUGGACCCGCUUGUGUCCAGCCUUGCACAUUCCUGUACAGGUGAACCCGAUGUCGACAUCAGAACAUCCUGUAUGUAAUUCAUUAUAAAUCAACCUUCAGAAGAGAAGCUGCCCCAACUUCUGUGCCUCCCAGAUGGGAUUUAUAUCUGGGUCUCUGUGGUUGCUUCUGAACCCAAACAGGUCCGGUAUCCCAGUUAUUUCUUCAAAUGCCGUUGGGAGUGUGUUGGGACCUGAACCCACUUCCCUCUCCCCUUUCCCCUCACCCCUCUGGCUCAGGCUAGAGGGACUGCUCCUCCUGAACUUCUUGUGGAAGGAGCAUUAGCUCCUGUCCCUUUCGUGGUCCGUGCCUGCACCCUGGGCCUCUCCCGAGCCCCUCCCCGCCGUCGUCUCGGGCUCCAGGAGCACAUCCAGUCUCCAUCCUGCUGCAGCGGCCGGACUGAGGGCAGUCUCUAGGUGCAGAGGCCCUGAGGGCCACAGCCACUCUCCCUGGGGCCUGUGGGAGUAGGCGCAGCUUCUGACAGGCCUGCUCAGGGGUUUCUGCAAGUGCACUUUUGUUUACUGAAAGAGAAGGAGGGUCACAGCUGCGUGCCUGGCCUUCCUGCCCACUGCCUCACCCCCAGCCACCAGUCAUGCCCUCUGAGGCCCGCCGGCACAGCUCACUGCCUUCUUCUCCUUGGUUCUUGAGGACAGUGGCCAGGGAUCAGGAGGGGCACGUGUCCACCCUGCAGCCUGUACUGGGCAGGGGUGGGGGCAAGCAGCAAGGUCACGGCUCGUGAGCCCGCCUUGGCCUCCCUAAGCCACACUCCUUGAACAGACUAGGCUCCCAUGCCCCAGUCUGAUGUCUCUCCAUCUGUCUCCAGUGUGAGAGCAAGAAUGUCACCAGGGGCUCACAGUCACGUGGCCCCCUGCAGUCUUCCUUUGGGGAACAGCCUUGCUCCACCAGCAGCCUGGGCUGGCUGGAGCAUUAGCCAAGUCACCUCCUUCCUGGGACUAGAGCCUCAGUUUCCUCCUCUGAUAAGUGGCCAGGCUGAGCAAGUAGCUCUGGGGUCACCUUAGUGGCCUAAUGCCAUUGGUUUCUGUGGGCUUCCUGUGCCUUGGCAGCCUGGACCCGAGGGGGAAGCCAGCUUCCAGGGGAGGGGAGAGGAUCGGGAAUUCACAGGGGCUGCCUGGCCUGCCUCCUUGAGGAGGGUGGCAUUCCAUGCCUUCUGCUUAUGAAGCGCCUUUCUUGAAGUUUGGCAAUAAAUCCCUUUUCAUGGAA
This is a messenger RNA of Lagenorhynchus albirostris (white-beaked dolphin), 5685 nucleotides long. RefSeq names its product pleckstrin homology domain containing O2 (gene PLEKHO2). The transcript is spliced from 4 exons. Lineage: Eukaryota; Metazoa; Chordata; Mammalia; Artiodactyla; Delphinidae. Gene Ontology annotation, biological process: macrophage apoptotic process. The coding region runs from base 2403 to 3725 and encodes 440 amino acids. The record is from RefSeq and is a predicted model, not a curated record.